AUGAUCACGCGGACCGGCAUCCGGUCAGGUUCCCGGACUGCAGCUUGUCUCCUUUGCCAAUGGCGGUCUUUUAGCAUCUCCUAUCGCCGGCUGGUCGACAAACCGCCAGCCCCGACCUCCGGACCAGCAAGUCCCAACUCUACCCAACCAUCACCCGGCACAGCUCCAGUCAGCCGUGAUGCUGCCGCCGCGUCGAGUCCUCUCGCUCAUGCGCCCCGGGCGUAUGGCAAGAAGCUCAAGGACUUCACGCCAACCCCGCUGGCGAGGCCAAUUGGCAUGAGCUAUUCCCCACAGGAGGGCGAGAACACGGGCGUCGACAACCGCAGCCUCAAACAACGCCACGCCGACUUUACCAACUACGACAAGCACCUGAAGCGUCGAGAAGAGCUCAAAAACAAAAUCUCGCGUCCCUACUUCCGCGACUGGCGCAAUCUGCAAUUCCACCAAGGCAAGACCUUCCUGUCCCCGCCGCGGCCCUUCCGCGCCGACCUCUCGCUGUACUUCCCCAACCUGCACGGGCGCACGCUCGCCGCGCCCGCCGCCGACACGACCCCCCUGCUCGAGGGCCGCGCCUCGGUCGUCUCCGUCUUCAGCGGCAUGUGGGCCGAGGACCAGGCCAAGACCUUCACGGCGCCCGAGCAGAACGCCGCGCUGCACGAGGUGCUAGGCGCCGCGGGGGGGAGGGCGCAGCUGGUGCAGGUGAAUGUGGAGGAGGAUUUGCUGAAGGGGUGGUUGGUGCGGUUGUUUGCGGGGUCGUUGCGGAGGAAGGUGGGGAGGGAGAAUUGGGGACGGUAUUUUAUGGUGAAGAAGGGGAUUACGGAUGAGAUUCGCGAGUCGAUUGGCGUGUUGAAUAGUAAGGUUGGGUAUACCUACCUGGUGGACCACCAGUGCAGGAUACGCUGGGCGGGGAGCGGGUCGGCGGACCCGGGGGAGAGGGAGGGGUUGGUGAAGGGGGUGCAGAGGAUACUGAGUGAGAUGGAGAAGGAGGGGGUGGGGGAGCACUACGUGAGGAAGAUUGUUGCUGCUAAGAAGCCGGAGGCGAAGUGA
Messenger RNA from Chaetomium globosum CBS 148.51, 1047 nucleotides. RefSeq lists its product as uncharacterized. The transcript is spliced from 2 exons. The record is from RefSeq and is a predicted model, not a curated record. The coding region runs from base 1 to 1047 and encodes 348 amino acids. Lineage: Eukaryota; Fungi; Ascomycota; Sordariomycetes; Sordariales; Chaetomiaceae. Gene Ontology annotation, biological process: mitochondrial proton-transporting ATP synthase complex assembly. Gene Ontology annotation, cellular component: mitochondrial inner membrane.